Molecule: messenger RNA, 747 nt
Organism: Asparagus officinalis (garden asparagus)
Lineage: Eukaryota; Viridiplantae; Streptophyta; Magnoliopsida; Asparagales; Asparagaceae
Exons: 1
Coding region: 1-747 (248 amino acids)
Source: RefSeq, a predicted model, not a curated record
AUGGAUUUGAUGAACCGGGUCUUUCAUCCAUUUUUGGACCAGUUCGUGAUUGUGUUCAUUAAUGAUAUUCUUAUCUAUUUGAGAUCGGAGUCGGAGCACGAGCAGCAUCUAUGUUUGGCUUUGCAGACCUUACGUGAACAUCAGCUAUAUGCUAAGUUCAACAAGUGUGAGUUUUGGAUUUCUAAGAUCAGGUUUCUUGGCCAUAUUGUCAGCAGAGAGGGCAUAGCAGUAGACCUAGCUAAGGUUUCAGCAGUACUUGAUUGGGAACCGCCGAAAACGGUUACCAAGAUUCGUAGCUUUUUGGGAUUGGUUGGAUAUUACAGGAAAUUUAUUCAGGACUUCUUGAAGAUUACGAUGCCCCUUACACGCCUUACAAAGAAGGGUGUACAGUUUUCUUGGAGCAUGAAGUGCCAGAAGGCUUUUGAUACAUUGAAGGCUAAGUUGACUACAGCGUCAGUUCUUACUAUUCCGAGCAGUGAUAGGACAUUUGUUGUGUACACGGACACAUCGUUAACAGGUUUGGGAGGUGUUCUGAUGCAGACUCAGAAGGUAGUAGCAUACAUCACAUGGCAGUUAAGAGUUCAUGAACAGAACUACCCCACUCAUGAUUUAGAGUUAGCAGCGGUUGUAUUCGCACUGAAGGCGUGGAGACACUACUUAUAUGGAGUGCAGUUCGAGCUUUUCACAAACCAUCAGAGUUUGAUGUACCUUUUCUCCCAGAAGGAACUUAAUCAGAUGAAGCGGUAA